AUUAUUAAAUCCAUUCAAUAAAGCUGAGAGUGAGUGAGGGAGAGAGAGCGAGAGCGAGAGAGAGAGACGGGGAGGGAUUAGAACCCUGCACUAUCCUUAUUUCAGCUUCGAAUUUCAGACCUCUGUUUGGAGCUUAGGUCUGAGAGAUUAGGGCAAAAUCAAGAACAGAGAAACAUGGGAGUAGAGGUUCUGGCGCUUUCGCUUCCGUCUCCGGCCUCUCAAUGGGAGCGGGUAUCAUCAUCCCACCAGGCUAGUACUCGAGGUAUAAUUGAGAUGGGGAGCGGGGAACUCAGAGCUUCAAAUUUGACCUGUCAAGCUUCAUCGUCAUUCAGGCCAUUGCCACGACCAACAUGUGCAACUCAAAUGUUCCACCAUUAUUCUGGGGUCCAGAUGGAAGCUUCAGGGAGAUCAUACAUUCCUAAGAAUUUUGUAGUUUCCAGAUACAACUCAGGAUGGUUUGAACCAACUUCAUUAGUUUGGAAGCGACCGUUUGAAAAGUAUUCAUUGUCUCUGGGGGCAUUAAUGACCUCUAAAUCUCAAGAGGCCUCCAGUAAAUCUCUUGUUGGUGAGGAGAAGGUUGGAGUUUUGUUGCUUAACCUUGGAGGUCCAGAGACACUUGAAGACGUGCAGCCAUUCUUGUUUAAUCUGUUUGCUGACCCGGAUAUUAUUCGCCUGCCAAGAUUGUUCCGUUUUCUUCAAAAGCCCUUGGCACAAUUUAUAUCUGUUCUCAGAGCACCUAAGAGCAAAGAAGGCUAUGCUUCCAUUGGUGGAGGUUCUCCUCUUCGACGGAUAACUGAUGCACAGGCUGAAGAGUUGAGGAAGUUCCUUAAUGCAAAGAAUGUGCCUGCAAAGGUGUAUGUUGGAAUGCGUUACUGGCAUCCUUUCACUGAAGAAGCUAUUGAGCAGAUUAAAAGGGAUGGAAUAACAAAGCUAGUCGUGCUUCCUCUUUACCCACAGUUCUCAAUAUCAACUAGUGGUUCCAGCCUGCGUCUGUUGGAGAGUAUAUUCAAGGAGGAUGAGUAUCUGGUUAAUAUGCAACACACAGUGAUACCUUCAUGGUACCAGCGUGAAGGAUACAUCAAGGCCAUGGCAAAUUUAAUCGACAAGGAGCUACAAAAAUUUGAAUGCCCUGAGAAGGUGAUGAUAUUUUUUAGUGCUCACGGAGUGCCACUUGCAUAUGUCGAAGAAGCUGGUGAUCCAUACAAAGCGGAGAUGGAGGAGUGUGUGGAUUUGAUUAUGGAAGAACUGGAAAAAAGGAAAAUUAAUAAUCCCUAUACUCUAGCUUAUCAGAGCCGAGUUGGACCUGUGGAGUGGUUGAAGCCCUACACUGAUGAGACAAUUGUUGAGCUAGGGCAAAAGGGGAUUAAAAGCCUUCUUGCUGUUCCCAUCAGCUUUGUGAGUGAGCACAUUGAAACUCUCGAAGAAAUUGACGUAGAGUAUAAAGAGUUGGCUUUAAAAUCUGGAAUAGAGAAAUGGGGGCGUGUUCCUGCCCUUGGGUGUGAGCCCACCUUCAUUUCAGAUCUGGCAGAUGCUGUAAUCGAGAGUCUUCCGUAUGUUGGAGCAAUGGCAGUCUCAAAUCUUGAAGCUCGUCAGUCCCUUGUUCCCCUUGGCAGCGUCGAAGAGCUGUUAGCAGCAUACGAUUCACAACGUAGAGAGCUGCCGCCGCCCGUGACAGUAUGGGAAUGGGGUUGGACCAAAAGUGCAGAAACCUGGAAUGGUAGAGCUGCCAUGCUAGCAGUUCUUGUUCUACUGGUCUUAGAAGUGACAACAGGUGAAGGAUUCUUGCACCAGUGGGGCAUAUUGCCUUUGUUCCGGUGAAAACAGGAGCUGCAACUCCGUUUCAACUUUCAAGUGAUUGAAGCUUACUAGAGUAAAGACUUAUCUCAUUUAUACUACUUUAGAAGUCCCAGUCCAUCUUUUCUGCCUUCCUUUACUAUGGUACUUCUGUGAUACGCAAAUUAUGUAUACAUUUGUGAAAUGUGGACACUUGGAUUUGAAGCUUUUGUUUAUGGGGUACAAUUAAUGCUUUCUGCUUCCACAUAUUAUGUAUUUUGAUGGCCAUUGCUGACUUUGCAUUU
Messenger RNA from Magnolia sinica, 2078 nucleotides. RefSeq names its product ferrochelatase-2, chloroplastic-like. NCBI's taxonomy places the organism in Eukaryota, Viridiplantae, Streptophyta, Magnoliopsida, Magnoliales, Magnoliaceae. The record is from RefSeq and is a predicted model, not a curated record. Gene Ontology annotation, molecular function: protoporphyrin ferrochelatase activity. Gene Ontology annotation, biological process: heme biosynthetic process. The coding region runs from base 175 to 1818 and encodes 547 amino acids. The transcript has 11 exons.